Molecule: messenger RNA, 3756 nt
Organism: Heteronotia binoei (common prickly gecko)
Lineage: Eukaryota; Metazoa; Chordata; Lepidosauria; Squamata; Gekkonidae
Gene: PCDH19
Product: protocadherin 19
Exons: 5
Coding region: 137-3439 (1100 amino acids)
Biological process (GO): homophilic cell-cell adhesion
Cellular component (GO): plasma membrane
Molecular function (GO): calcium ion binding
Source: RefSeq, a predicted model, not a curated record
CUCCUUCCUUCCUCUGUGUUCCUGAAACCACCCCAAACUAGUAAACCCAGGUCCCUCCCUCCCUCCGUCCAGCCGCAAAAUCAACAGGCAAGGAGAGAGAAGGGGAGGAGGCAGCGGGUGCGCUGAGCCGUGAGCGAUGGAUAUUCUGUGCCCCCUGCUCCGGUUUCUGUUCGUUCUCUCGUGGACUGGGGCAGGUGCCCUGAUCAACCUCAAAUACUCGGUGGAGGAGGAACAGAGAGCUGGCACGGUGAUCGCCAACAUAGCCAAAGAUGCGCGAGACGCUGGGUUUGUGCUGGAUCCUCGGCAGCCCACCGCUUUUCGGGUGGUCUCCAAUUCGGCACCUCACCUGGUGGACAUCAACCCCGGCUCAGGGUUACUGGUGACCAAGCAGAAGAUUGAUCGGGACUUACUUUGCAGGCAGAGCCCCAAGUGUGUCAUCUCGCUGGAGGUCAUGUCCAGUUCCAUGGAGAUCUGUGUGAUCAAACUGGAAAUCAAAGACCUCAAUGACAACGCGCCCAGUUUCCCCACGGAUCAAAUUGCACUGGAGAUCUCUGAGACAGCUAGCCCAGGCACCAGGGUACCAUUGGAGAGUGCCUACGAUCCAGACUCGGGCAACUUUGGGGUGCAGAGUUAUGAGAUUACACCCAAUGACCUCUUUGGGCUGGAGACCAAGACACGUGGAGAUGGUUCACGCUUUGCAGAACUGGUGGUGGAGAAGAGUCUGGAUCGUGAGACGCAGUCUCAUUACAGUUACAUGAUCACAGCUUUGGACGGUGGUGACCCACCCAACUUUGGCACUGUGGAGCUGAACAUCCGGGUCAUUGACUCCAAUGACAACAACCCUCUCUUUGAAGAUCCAUCCUACACUAUUAGCGUGCCUGAGAAUGCACCUCCUGGCACUCCAGUGAUCCGCCUCAAUGCCACUGACCCUGAUGAAGGCACCAAUGGACAAGUGCUCUAUUCCAUCCACAGUUAUGUGUCUGAGAAGGCCAGAGACCUCUUCCAAAUCAACCCUCAGACAGGCCUGAUCACGGUCACUGGUGCCAUUGACUAUGAGGAAGGACAUGCAUAUGAACUGGAUGUGCAGGCCAAAGAUCUGGGUCCCAAUUCUAUUCCCGCUCACUGCAAAGUGACAGUCACCGUGCAGGAUGCCAAUGACAACCCGCCUCUCAUUAAUUUGCUCUCUGUCAACAGUGAGUUGGUGGAGGUCAGCGAAAAUGCGCCGCCAGGUUAUGUGAUUGCCCUGGUUAGGGUCUCGGACCGGGACUCUGGUGCCAACGGUAGGGUGCAGUGCAAACUGUUGGGGAAUGUGCCCUUCCGUCUGCAAGAGUAUGAGAGCUUUUCCACCAUCCUGGUGGAUGGACGUUUGGACAGGGAGCAAAGGGACCAGUACAACCUCACCAUUCAGGCCAAGGACAAUGGGGUCCCCUCCUUGCAAGCCACCAAGUCCUUCACUGUCAAGAUCACGGACGAGAACGACAACCACCCUCACUUCUCUAAACCAUACUACCAGGUCAUUGUGCAGGAGAACAACACCCCCGGGGCCUACCUCCUUUCUGUUUCUGCCAGGGACCCCGAUCUAGGCCUUAACGGCAGCGUCUCUUAUCAGAUUGUGCCCUCCCAAGUAAGGGACAUGCCCGUCUUUACAUAUGUCUCCAUCAACCCCAACUCGGGAGACAUCUAUGCCUUGAGGUCCUUCAACCAUGAACAGACCAAGUCCUUUGAGUUCAAGGUCUUAGCCAAAGAUGGAGGCAACCCGUCCUUGCAAAGCAAUGCCACCAUCAGAGUUAUUGUCCUGGAUGUCAACGACAACACCCCUGUAAUCACCGCCCCUCCUCUUGUCAAUGGGACUGCAGAAGUGUACAUCCCCAGGAACACCGGGGUUGGUUACUUGGUGACAGUGGUCAAGGCAGAUGACUAUGAUGAAGGGGAAAAUGGCAGGCUGUCCUAUGAGAUGGCGGAAGGAGACAGAGGAUUUUUCGAGAUAGACCAGGUCAAUGGUGAGAUAAGGACCACCAGAGCCUUUGGGGAGAAUUCAAAGACAACAUAUGAACUGAUUGUGGUGGCCCACGACCAUGGGAAAACUUCUCUUUCAGCUUCUGCCUUGAUUUUGAUAUACCUUUCCCCGGGUCUGGAUGCCCAGGAAUCCCUAGGAUCUGUUAACUUAUCCCUGAUUUUUAUUAUUGCCCUGGGUUCUAUUGCUGCCAUUCUGUUUGUCACCAUGAUCUUUGUAGCGGUCAAGUGUAAACGGGAUAACAAAGAGAUCAGGACCUACAACUGCAGAAUUGCAGAGUAUUCCUAUGGGCACCAAAAGAAAUCCAACAAGAAGAAAAAAAUCUGCAAGAAUGACAUCCGCCUGGUGCCAAGGGAUGUCGAGGAGACCGAUAAAAUGAACGUUGUGAGUUGCUCCUCCCUCACCUCGUCUCUCAACUACUUUGAUUACCACCAGCAGACCUUGCCCUUGGGCUGCCGCAGAUCUGAAAGCACCUUCCUCAAUGUGGAGAACCAGAACAACAGGAACACGGGGUCCAACCAUGUCUACCACCACACCUUCACUGGGCAGACCCCCCAGCAACCGGAUCUCAUCAUCAAUGGGAUGCCGCUUCCAGAGACUGAAAACUAUUCCUUUGAUUCCAACUAUGUGAACAGCAGAGCCCAUUUAAUAAAAAGCAGUUCAACAUUCAAGGACCUGGAGGGGAACAGCCUGAAAGACAGCGGGCAUGAAGAGAGCGACCAGACAGACAGUGAACAUGAUGUCCAGCGUGGCCUGUACUGUGACACGGCUGUGAACGAUGUUUUGAACACUAGCGUCACUUCCAUGGGGUCUCAAAUGCCUGAACAAGAGCAGAGUGAAGGAUUCCACUGCAGAGAAGAGUGCCGGAUCCUCGGCCAUUCCGACCGAUGCUGGAUGCCUCGGAACCCUGUCCCCAGCCGAGCGAAAUCCCCCGAGCACGGAAGGAAUGUCAUGUCUCUCUCUAUAGAAGCCAGCACUGUGGAUACAGAGCUUUAUGAAGACUGUAGCACAAAGAGAACUUUUGCAACAUUUGGCAAAGAUGGUAGCGAGCCUGUCCCCGAGGAGCCCAGGGGCCCGGUCAACUUGAAAGGCAAAAGAACUGUGGAUCCUCCCAUCUGCAGCCCGAAGGUCAACGGUGCAGUCCGAGAGGCAGGGAAUGGCUGUGAGGCCAUCAGCCCUGUCACGUCGCCUGUUCAUCUGAAGAGCCCCUUGUCUAGCAAACCAUCAGUGUCCUACAACAUUAUGCACUGCCCGACAAAUCGCGACCUGGAGCCGUUUGUAAACAAUGGCCCUUCUCGGCCCAUGGAGGCAGAGCCGAGGGGCGCAGACAGUGAAAACAUAAUGCAUGAAAUUAACCCUCUUCUGCAAGAAUGUAGAGAGAAAGACUCGCCUGGAGUGAAGAGGCUAAAAGACAUAGUACUCUAAGCGACACCGGAGAGGAAGGGAAGCGAGACGACUGGACGUGUGUAUUGUUUUUAACAGCUUACUGACGGUUCACAAAUUUGCUGUAUUUAAAAGCUUUCCCUCAAUGUAUUGUUUAUAAAUGAAGCUAUCGUUAAUGUGACAAUCCCACUUGGUUCAACAGGCGGCAGGGGUGUUUGUCAAAGCAAACCGGGGCAGCUUCCGGGUUUCUGCGGCUAGGGAGUGGCAGGACAGCAGCAGUUCAGCGGAUGGGAAGUAUUAGCUAUGAAGUAUUUUGAAUUUAUAUUUUUGUAUUAAAAACACUCUAAUGUGAAAUUUCA